GCUGUGAGAUAAACCUGAGCCACUGCGGCAAGUCUGGCGUAGUGAGGAGAGGGAGCUGGAGAUGUCUGACGCUUGGUUUUGAGGAGCGAUUUCAACGCGAUGGAGCGAGCAAGGGAUCGCUUACACCUGAGAAGAACUACUGAACAGCACGUACCAGAGGUAGAAGUCCAGGUCAAACGUAGAAGGACUGCCUCACUGAGCAACCAAGAGUGUCACCUGUACCCAAGACGUUCUCAGCAGCAGCAGCAGCAAGUUCCUGUGGUGGAUUUCCAGGCAGAACUGAGACAGGCGUUCUUAGCUGAGACACCAAGAGGUGGUUAAAGUAGUAUUGAAACAUCAAGGUGGUGG
This is a messenger RNA of Peromyscus leucopus (white-footed mouse), 348 nucleotides long. It is a transcript of the gene Snurf, whose product is annotated as SNRPN upstream reading frame. The record is from RefSeq and is a predicted model, not a curated record. Gene Ontology annotation, cellular component: nuclear speck. Lineage: Eukaryota; Metazoa; Chordata; Mammalia; Rodentia; Cricetidae. The coding region runs from base 100 to 321 and encodes 73 amino acids. The transcript is spliced from 3 exons.